Messenger RNA from Cladophialophora yegresii CBS 114405, 1668 nucleotides. RefSeq names its product phosphoenolpyruvate carboxykinase [ATP]. Gene Ontology annotation, molecular function: phosphoenolpyruvate carboxykinase (ATP) activity; ATP binding. Gene Ontology annotation, cellular component: cytosol. Lineage: Eukaryota; Fungi; Ascomycota; Eurotiomycetes; Chaetothyriales; Herpotrichiellaceae. The transcript has 3 exons. Gene Ontology annotation, biological process: gluconeogenesis. The record is from RefSeq and is a predicted model, not a curated record. Bases 1 to 1668 code for a protein of 555 amino acids.
AUGGUCUCUCACUCGGUCAACAAGACCGCCCUCCACCCAGGUGGUGUCGAGCCAUCCCGCGAGCACACGGAGCUCGAGGAAGAACUACAUACCUCCGCACAUAUCGACUACGACCGUGUGGCCAUCGUUGCGAACCCAUCAGUAUCUGCUCUAUAUGAGGAUGCUCUGGUUUACGAGACUGGCACUGCAAUCACCUCGACAGGAGCCCUGACGGCAUACUCAGGCUCCAAGACUGGCCGCUCCCCACUAGAUAAGCGUGUGGUUAAAGAGGAAGGGUCGGAGAAGGAUGUUUGGUGGGGACCCGUCAACAAACCCAUGUCGCCGGAGGUCUGGAAGAUCAACCGAGAACGAGCUGUUGACUAUCUCAAUACCCGAAACCGCAUCUAUGUCAUCGAUGGCUUCGCCGGCUGGGACGAGCGGUACCGCAUCAACGUCCGCGUUGUCUGCGCCCGUGCCUAUCAUGCACUAUUCAUGCGCAACAUGCUCAUCAGACCAUCACGCGAAGAGCUGAAGAACUUCCACCCCGACUAUGUCAUCUACAACGCCGGAUCCUUCCCUGCUAACCGAUACACGACUGGGAUGACCAGUGCAACCAGUGUUGCCAUCAACUUUGCUGAGAAAGAGAUGGUUAUCCUCGGCACCGAAUAUGCUGGUGAGAUGAAGAAAGGUAUCUUCACAGUCCUCUUCUACGAGAUGCCCGUCAAGCACAACGUCUUGACCCUGCACUCCUCGGCCAACGAGGGCGAGAAGGGUGAUGUGACUGUUUUCUUUGGAUUGUCUGGCACUGGCAAGACAACGCUCUCAGCCGAUCCUAAGCGCAAGUUGAUCGGUGACGACGAGCACUGCUGGUCAGACAAGGGCGUCUUCAACAUCGAGGGAGGUUGUUACGCCAAGUGCAUUGGUCUGUCCGCGGAGAAGGAACCUGAUAUCUACAAUGCCAUCCGCUUCGGCUCAGUCUUGGAGAAUGUCGUCUUCGAUCCCGAGACCCGAGAUGUCGAUUAUGAUGAUGCCACCCUGACAGAGAAUACUCGCUGCGCAUACCCCAUCGACUACAUCCACAACGCCAAGAUUCCCUGCAUGUCGGACAACCACCCCUCCAACAUCAUCCUCUUGACUUGCGACGCUCGUGGAGUGUUGCCGCCGAUCUCUAAGCUGAACACUGCCCAGACCAUGUUCCACUUCAUCUCCGGUUACACAUCGAAGAUGGCAGGAACUGAAGACGGCGUCACUGAGCCUCAAGCUACUUUCUCGUCCUGCUUUGCGCAGCCCUUCCUGGCCCUGCACCCGAUGCGCUACGCAAAGAUGCUCGCUGACAAGAUCUCCGAGCACAACGCCAACGCGUGGUUGCUGAACACCGGCUGGGUUGGUGCCGGUGCUACCACUGGUGGCAAGCGUUGCCCGUUGAAAUAUACCCGUGCCAUCUUGGACGCCAUCCACUCUGGAGAGCUUGCCAACGCUGAGUAUGAAACCUAUGAUGUGUUCAACCUCAGCGUUCCCAAGACGUGCCCCAACGUGCCCGAUGAACUUCUCAACCCCAAAAAGUCGUGGACUGGUUCCGCCGACUUUGGCGAGGAGGUGACCAAACUGGGCAAAUUGUUCAACGAGAACUUUGAGAAGUACGCGAGUGAAGCCACCGAGGAGGUCCUCAAGGCUGGACCUUCCACGUGA